CUACUGUACUCACUCUUGCUGCACCGAGAAACGAAAAAGAUUGUGACUUGAUAUUCCAUACUCGCAACCAUAAUUCCCCAGUCACAUGCAAACGAAGAUGACAGAAGCGAGCGAAGCCCGAUCUUACGGCACCGUCUUAGUCGUUGGAGGCUGCGGCUUUCUUGGGUCUAGAGUGGUCGACCAGUUACUCAACUUCCCCUCAGAAGACCAUGUGCAGCAGAAGCAGCAGCAGCAACAGCAACAACAAAGCAACACAAAUUCUACAACGCGUGCGUUUCCAUUCCCCAGCCUACGAUCCCGAUAUCCUCGAACCUCGUGCUCUACCACGAAAGUCCACGCCCUCGAUCUCCGGUGCACCCAACACAUCUUCCCCGGCUGCACGUACCACGAGGGGGACAUAACUUCUGUCGAGGACCUGCUGCAGGUGUUUCGAAAGGUAAAACCGGACGUCGUGAUCAACACGGCCAGUCCGUCAUGGGAGGCACCGGCGGACAUCUUGCGCAAGGUGAACAUUGACGGCACGCGCACACUCCUCGAGGUCGCGGGGGGCAAGCACGGCGACUGGUCCGGCGGAAAAGGUGGGUGCAAGGUGUUUGUCCACACGUCCAGCGCGAGCGUCGUGCACGACGGCGAGUCCGACCUGAUCAACGCCGACGAACGCUACCCCCUCGUCUGUCCGAACCCGCGCGAGUACUACUCCGAGACAAAAGUCCACGCGGAGCGGCUCGCGCUCGCGGCCAACGACAAAGAAGAGUACAACCACAUGCUCACCUGCGCCGUCAGGCCGGCGGGGAUAGUGGGCGAGGGCGACCGGGGUGGGUUCAGCGGCGGCAUCUUAAACACGGCCAAAGGCGCACCGGGCUGGCAACUGCACAUCCAGCUGGGAGACGGGGGCAAUCUGUUCGACAACACCUACGUGCACAAUGUCGUCUACGGAUUGUUGUGCGCCGCCACGGCGCUGCUGCAGACGUAUCAGAGACGACAAAAGGGAGGCGCCGUGGCACUGGACUACGAGCGGGUCGAUGGCGAAGCCUUCAACGUCACCAACGACAGUCCGGCUUACUUCUGGGACGCGACGAGGUUCCUGUACACGGGUUACGGGAGGGACGUGAACAUGGAAAAGGUCUGGAGCAUCCCGACAGGGUUGGCGAGUUUCGUGGGCGGCGCCGCCGAGCUGUUCAACUUCCUCUCGGGUCGGAAGGGCAAGUUGAACAGGCAGACUGUCAAAUAUGCCGUGAUUCAUCGAUACUAUAGCUGCGAGAAAUUGAAGGAACGAACGGGAUACAUGCCCCUCGUGGAGAUCGAUGAAGGGUUGGCAAGAGCCGUUUGGGAAUUCAAGGAAGGGGAGCGAUUGGAGCAGGAGAAGAAGGGCCAGUGAGAGGCCCUUUCCGUCUCUGUUUUUGUCUCUGGCAUAGAUGUGAAUAUGGACUGUCCGAAAGUGCUGGCGGUGAUUAAAGGUUGCAACAUUGGUUUCGGGUCCUUGAUGGAUCUCUGAAGGAAUAACACAGCAUGGCGUUGCGGGAUCAGACAAAAACCAUGACCUACUGUGAGGGUACUCUGUACAAAGGUCCUAAGGUAGAGAGGGACGUCUCAGGAAGCAAACCCGUUCCUUCAAUACACCGCCUUCUCACCUACCUGGGUACGUGUAAUUCGUGGCAGGGGGCAUGUUUCGGACUUGCAUGUCUGGAGUGUGUGGCUUACAUCUAGACCUGUCGGCAGAAGGGGGCGGGUAUCAAAAAGUCUCGUAAUUUAAUGUACAAGCUAUACGAGUCCCAGCCCUGUUGUUUUCAAUCUUCAGUCCUC
This is a messenger RNA of Exophiala oligosperma, 1803 nucleotides long. RefSeq lists its product as uncharacterized. The record is from RefSeq and is a predicted model, not a curated record. Gene Ontology annotation, biological process: steroid biosynthetic process. Gene Ontology annotation, molecular function: 3-beta-hydroxy-Delta5-steroid dehydrogenase (NAD+) activity. NCBI's taxonomy places the organism in Eukaryota, Fungi, Ascomycota, Eurotiomycetes, Chaetothyriales, Herpotrichiellaceae. The transcript has a single exon. Bases 86 to 1378 code for a protein of 430 amino acids.